ACUUCUUCGCGGUUAUUCGUUGUUCGUGACGCGACGCUUACCGACGCUCGGCGUCGUUUCAUAGAAUUCUGAUUAACGAACAUUAGAAUCGAAUUAAGCUGUUAUUCUUACAGUGUGUUCAAAUAAACAACGAUCGAGGAGAUUCGAAGGAAGGACAACCUGAGAGACGCUUGAGUGUGCUUUGUGGGUGUCUGCACGGACGGUAGUCAAGAAAACAUGGAGAAUAGGCCGGCGCCGCUCCGUUCCAGGCGGGUCUGUCGAUUUUGCUUGACAGAAUCGGAACCACUUAACUUCAUUUAUGAAAGGGAUCCCAAUAAACCGUUUCAAGUACCGCUUACCCUGCAGAUCAUGUCGUGCGUCGCCAUAGAGGUAUAUGCUGCUGAUGGAAUGCCACAAAUGAUAUGUAACAUGUGUCGCUGGAAUUUGGAUCGUUCCUACAAAUUUAAACUUCAGUGCAAAAAAGCAGAUGAAGCGUUAAGAGCAUAUCCAUUGUCUGGUGUUUUGCCUAGACCAUUUCCACCAAUUCCAACUGAUCCACCUGAUAUGAACAAUAAAAGACCUUCUGAACAAAGGUCGCAAAAUGAAGGAGCUAAAAAGCCUAGAGUUGAUAAUGGUGACAGGGAAAGACGAGAAGCACGAGAACGAGACAGGGAUAGAGAAAGAGAAAGAGAAAGAGAGCGGGACAGGGAACGUGACAGGGAUCGUGAUAGAGAAAGGGAAAGGGAAAGAGAAAGAGAAAGAGAAAGAGAGAGGGAUAGAGACAGAGGAAGGGAGAGAGAGAGACAAGCAGAAAAACAGAGAGAAAACGAAGAGCAGCAUGAUUUUUAUGAAGAGGAGCAAGAUAAUGGUAGCGAAGGUGAUCAAGAGAUGAAUAACACUAAAGAUGAUCAGAAGUUAGAACCAGGUGAAAUAAGGGUACAUGCUUGUGAUCAAUGUGAUCGUACUUUCCCUCUGCGUCAAGCCCUUGCUUUGCACACUCAAAGAGCUCAUCGUGAUCGUAAUUAUAAGUGCACAGAAUGUGACCGCAUGUUCUUUUCCAAAUAUGAUCUUGGGAAACACAUGACAACACAUUCGGAGGACAAGCCAUUCACUUGUCCAGUUUGUAACAAGCAAUUCUCAAGAGCCAACUUGCUGCAGCGACACGAGAAAGUUCAUAGAGAUGAAUUGCGUUAUGGUUGCCAACAUUGCGAUCGUGAAUUCUUUACAACAGAAGAAUUAGAAAAACAUGAAGAUUCCAUGCACAAAAAAGAAAAACCCUUCCAAUGCAACAUUUGUAAUAAACGUUUUACAUAUAAGCAAGGUCUAGAACGUCAUGAGGUGCUACAUAAUGAAGACAAGACGUUCAAUUGCGAAUAUUGUAAGGAAGCAUUCCAUACAAGCACGAAAUUAGCUCGUCAUUUAACAACUCAUGCCGGACAUAGACCAUAUUUAUGUAAACUUUGUCCUCGUUCAUUCCUGCUAUCUCAUCAUUUAACUAGACAUAUGCGAACACAUUCUGUAGAAAAGCGUCACGUUUGCGAAGAUUGUGGAAAAGCAUUUAAACGUAAGGAGAGCUUAGAGGUACAUCAACUAACGCACACGAAACGCACGGGUAUGGGGUUGACAUGCGACGUCUGCCAAGAGUCGUGUCGAAAUAGGGCAGAUUAUGUCACGCAUAUAAAACAACAUAUAGAAGCUGGUGAAAAAAUGGGACCAGAUGGAUUACAACCAGACAGUAAAACAAAACUGGAGUUAGAUUCUGAUGAAGAUGAAGAGGAGGAACAAUACUCUGAUGGAGAUGAUGAUUAUGAACCACCAGCAUACAUCGUGAAAAAGCUUCCAAAACCAGUUAAGCCAGCAGAAAGUGAGGAGGAACAAGAGAGAUCAGAGAAAGAUGAAAAUCAAAAAGAGCAAGUUGUGUUUGUAAGACACAAAGACGGAAAUAUGAUCAAAAAGACAAUUAAAACAUUGAUGCCUAUUCAACGUAGGGAAGUACAGGAUCCAAAGUUAAAGCAAAGUCCACCUAGUAACCAACCUCAGUCGAAUGCAAAACCUUCACAGUCUAAGCAAAAUGAAGAAUCUUCGAAACCUUCUCGUGUAGACGAAACUGAAGCACAAGUCCAAAAAAUUGUUGCAUCCGUGUUUAAAGAACACAAAAUUCCGUUGAAGCAUCAAAAUGUUCAAGAACAAAAUAAAGAAUCUCCUACUACUCCAAAUCAAGCGAAACCCCAACAAGGUCAAAGUAACUCACAGAAUCAAGUUUCUGUUAAAGAUGAAAAAUUAGAUACAUCAUCUGCAUCGGCUAGUGGUACACCAAAAGCUAUAAAUACUAUUAAAGUAAUAAAGAGAAUCGUUGUAAGAAAACCGAGUGGAAAUACUGAAACAUCAACUAGCACAAGUGCAAUAAAGGAAGGAGAUUUGGCUGCAAGUAGCAGCCAAACAGUUGGCGGACAUAAAGUUACGAAACGAGUUAUCGUUCGUAGAAUCAUUCGUCAAGGCGACACCACGAGGGAAGUUAUCAUGAAUCCAGAUGGUACCAUAAUAGAUCCAGCAGAAUUAGCUAAACUGCCAACUGGCAAUGUUGUAAAAAGGGUUGUUGUGAAGAAACCUCUUGACAAACAUCAAAAUCUUGUUCAAGCUGUACUACAAUCAACCUCGGACAUAAAGCAAUCACCUAACACAGCAAAGAAUGAAACUUCGAUAAACGAGCCUUCCAAAUUUGAAUUAAAAACAUCUCAAUCCACAAGUGCAUCGCCUACAGUAUCAAAAGCAACUGUAACGACUGUAUCGAAACCUGUACUGAUACAAGGCGACCAAGAAACGAAAGAGAAACUAGAACAACUGGAGAAGAGAGUGGAACAGCAGCGCUUGAAAAUAGAAGAAUUGGAGGCACGUAAGCAACAAGAAUAUGAACCUACCGAGGAGUUGUCACCAGAACGCCACGACGAAUCUGACGAUGAGCAACAAUUGCCAUUGAAAAGAGUGUUUGUAAAGAAGAAGCAGAGUAUGUACGACGAAGAAAAAGAAUACACUGAUCAUGAUAUGUCAGCUGUUACAACUGCGACGGUAACAACAUCUGCAACAACAACUUCUACAACAAAGAAACCAGUUGAAUCUAAAGCGGAAACGGAAAAACCUAAGGUUGUAAGUGAAGUAAAGCAAACAGAAGCUGUACAGAAAGAGACUCCAGUAACACCAAAAUUGGUAACUACAGCAACAACAACAACAACAACAUCGACAGUUACUAAUGGUAGAAAACCAUUGAUAACCAGUUCCAAGGUUUAUGGAAAUAAGAAAAUUAUUGUCGUGAAGGCAGAAGAAACAAAUGAAUCGGAAGUGGAAGAAAUGAAUAGAGAAUUAUGUAAUAUGUUAGAUUCAGCUGAAACUGUAGCUAAGAUGCAAGAAACAGUUUUAAAUAAUCUUGCCCAAAUAUCUCCUCUUGCUGAAUCUUCUCAAAAGAGUUAUGAUGACAAGGCACAAGCCGGUCCUUCCAAUGCAAAUGACCAUGUAACAAAAGAAGAAAUUAUUGAAGCAGAAUCUCAGGAUCAAGAAAUGGAUAUUAAGCUGGAAAAUUCUGUUGCAAUGGAUGUAUUGGACACACAAGAAUCUGAUAUUAAAAUGGAACAAGCUGAACCUGAAGAGCAAGUCAUUGAACAACCUGAACAGAAUUCAAAUUUAACUUUAGAUGAACAAGAUCUUUCAGAAUCUACAGAUAUCUUUGAACCUUCAGACAAUGUGUUAGAGGUGCAAAAGAGUCAACUGUCAGACUCUGUGAUAGAACUUGACCAUGAGAAUCAUACGAUUAGUUUAAAUGAUGCUAAUGAGAGCCAGGACAGUCUGGAAGACAAACUUCAACAAAUGGAAGGAUGAAUUUUUCUUGUAUAAAACAAUUACAAGGUACAGUGGAUAUUAAGUGGAGCUGAGGUUUUAAACCUUCAAGUUCUAUCUUAAACAAGAGUGCACUUUUAAUUACGAUUUUAUAAAUUCAAAACUUUACCUGUACGCAUUUUUGACAGAUAUAGAUAACUAAUCAUUGUUUUAUCACCAGAUUUAUCGACCGAUCACGUAAACUUUAAGUAGUUUAUAUGUUACAACUGUAGGACAUCUAAACUUCCGUAUGUAUCUUUCAUUUUCUUAUGGAAAUUGUAGGUAGUAUUAUAUCUACUCCAUUGAUGACGACAGUAAGAUAUGAAAAUAAGAUAGUGCCUAGUAGCGAUCUUUUCCCUAUGUUACAUAUAAUGGAAAUUUCAUUUGAGUCCUAAUAAUCGGUUCAUUUUUUGCAUAUACAAGAAGAGUGUUGUCUGUAUCAUUAAACAAAACAUAAAUGAACAUUCAAAGAUAAUUAAAAGCAUGAAAAUUUUGGGUACUUGUUUUAAAAGUCUGAUUUAUUGUCUGGGAUAUGUACGUGUAAAUACCAGACAAAAGUUAUGUGUAGAUAUGUCAGGCACAUUUUAGAAAUUCUUUGUUUCGAGUUGUCAAAAUUCUUUUAUUGAGUUUAAUAUAAGUACUGAAUUAUAUUUUAUUCGUAUUGUUAUAUAAAUGACUCUGUUGUUGGGAACACACAAGGUUCUUUAAAAUGUUAAGCUUAACAUAACAUUUAUUCAUGAUUUUAUGAAACUAAAAUAGAAGUGGUAUAUAGAUUAUUCAAUAUUCCCUAAACAUUUAAAGCUAUGUAUCAAAUAUAAAGUAUGGUGUGUGAAUGUAACA
Messenger RNA from Megachile rotundata (alfalfa leafcutting bee), 4686 nucleotides. RefSeq lists its product as uncharacterized. Gene Ontology annotation, cellular component: nucleus. Lineage: Eukaryota; Metazoa; Arthropoda; Insecta; Hymenoptera; Megachilidae. Gene Ontology annotation, molecular function: zinc ion binding. The record is from RefSeq and is a predicted model, not a curated record.